Acanthochromis polyacanthus (spiny chromis) is the source of this 597-nucleotide messenger RNA. RefSeq names its product mitochondrial ribosomal protein S6 (gene mrps6). Gene Ontology annotation, biological process: translation. Gene Ontology annotation, molecular function: structural constituent of ribosome; small ribosomal subunit rRNA binding. Bases 135 to 467 code for a protein of 110 amino acids. The record is from RefSeq and is a predicted model, not a curated record. The transcript is spliced from 2 exons. Lineage: Eukaryota; Metazoa; Chordata; Actinopteri; Pomacentridae. Gene Ontology annotation, cellular component: mitochondrial small ribosomal subunit; ribosome.
UACGUCAUCACUAAAGACCUUUCCUGCCCCUCGUGUCAUAACAUGGUCGUCUUUGAAUUGAACACUGUGGCAACGACAGCAACUGACUGUUAGGUGAACUGAACCUGCGACUCUAGGAUAACUUUACCGGAGCCAUGCCUCGGUACGAACUCUCUCUGAUCUUGAAGGCGAUGCAGCGGCCAGAGACGGCGGCGACUCUGCGGCGGACAAUAGAGACUCUGAUGGAGCGAGGAGCCGUGGUGAGAGACCUGGAGAACCUGGGGGAGAGACUGCUGCCUUACAAGAUAGACAAACACAAUGCAAGGCACAGCCGAGGAUCUUACUUUCUGGUCGAUUUCUACGCUGCUCCCAGCAUCCUGACCAGCUUUCUGGAUCACCUGCACCGAGAUGUGGACGUGGUGAGAUCCACUAUACUGAAGAAGGACGAGCGGGUCUCCAGCAACAACUGCUGUGGUCCCCAACAAUGACUGAAUGUUCCACUGCUCAUAUCCAGGAGAUUUGCCGUGUGAUGCUUCCCCUUUUGACCCUUUUUCAAAGCUGUCGGCCUGCAUUUGGAUGUAAUGACAUAUGUUGUAAUAAAAUACUUUUCCUGUCCUA